AUGCCCACCGAGGCGUCACUUUCGGCUAUUCCAGAAUUGGUACAGUUUUUGAACGCAGAAACCUCACCCGAAAUUCGCCAUUCGGCUAUAGCCUAUAUUGUUGGAAUUUCUGCGACUGCAGAAGAUGAAUUUGUACCUACUGGUUUUGCAGCGCAUAAUUUUUCGCUUACAAAGUCUUUUUGUGCACUAUUUGAAACCGUCCCCUCUGACCAACCUGCCCUUUAUUCUGGUUUUAUAAAUAUAACGUCUGAUGAUCCUUUGACGGCAAAUUUUGUAAUUGAACAUUCUUCUGUUAUUUCAAUUUCAACCGUUCAUUGUAAGAACCAGGAUUCUUUGGCUAGUGAUGCUGCUAAACUCUUAUCAAAUCUUUCACUUCACUUCAGCUCUAAGGUACUUAACAUUGUUGCGAAGGAAUGGCCCGCUUUUUUGACUGACACAAUAGAUUUGUUAAAUGCCAAGGAUUCUGCUGAUUUUGCUGAUUAUUUGGGAUAUGUAUUAGUGAAUUGUACUGAACUGCCAAAGAUUCGUCGAGAGGUAUGUGAUCAUGUCAAGAAUCUUCUUCCGCUGAUUUCUUUGAAAAACAGACCUAAACGACGUUUAAUAGCUGUCGAUAUAGUCCGGAAUUUGUGCUUUGAUGACGACAAUAAGAUUUUGGAAAAUAUUCUUUUAAAAAAACGGGGAAAACAGUCUACAUAUAGUUUUGGUUUCAGACGGAAAUUGUUACCUCUGUUGUUUAAAGAAACUACGCCUGCAAAACUGGAAAGGGGGAGACAGGUGAUGGCAAAAAUACGUUACGGAAUGUUUGAUGAUUGUAACUGUGAUAGAGUUGAUGAUGAUGAUUUGAUCGUAAUAGUGGAGAAAAGAGUGAAGAUUUUGGUAGGACAUAAUGCUGGCUUUGUUUGA
Messenger RNA from Enterobius vermicularis (human pinworm), 903 nucleotides. The record is from the annotation of a GenBank genome assembly. Lineage: Eukaryota; Metazoa; Nematoda; Chromadorea; Rhabditida; Oxyuridae.